This is a messenger RNA of Diorhabda carinulata, 7528 nucleotides long. Its product is annotated as myosin-VIIa. The coding region runs from base 392 to 6889 and encodes 2165 amino acids. The transcript has 22 exons. Gene Ontology annotation, molecular function: protein binding; ATP binding; cytoskeletal motor activity. Gene Ontology annotation, cellular component: myosin complex; cytoskeleton. The record is from RefSeq and is a predicted model, not a curated record. NCBI's taxonomy places the organism in Eukaryota, Metazoa, Arthropoda, Insecta, Coleoptera, Chrysomelidae.
GGGAUAAAAAUAAUGAAUGUAUCACAGUCAAUUUCUGAAAUUAUUUGAUAUCUAUCUUACUUGAUAUUAAAAUCUUCUGUAUUAUCUCGUGAAGUAGGUCAUUUUAUUUUGUGAUGAUGAUUUUAUAAAAAGAGAGCAAUAUACAACAAAUCUAAAUUUUAACAAGUGUAUCUUUGAUAUGUACAUAUUUUAUCAGCUUAAAUUUCGUGUAGUAAUAUAAAUAAUUACUUAGUAGUGUUGUUAUGCCGGUAUUAAUACGUUGGUCUUACUGACAUUAUGAAUUAUGACACGUGUUAUGGAGAAACAACUAGAAGAUAAAUAAGGCAAAAAGAUUAUUAUGGAAAAUUUUGCUGUUAUAUAAAAGACUUCCCGACGUUGAUGACUCUCCACAAUGGUAAUAGUGACACGGGGUGAUUAUAUAUGGAUCGAACCAACUUCAGGCGGAGAAUUCGACGUGGCGAUUGGAGCAUGUGUGGUAUCAGCUGAAGGUAGAAGAAUAGCUGUUCGAGAUGAUGAUGGUAAUGAACAUUGGUUAUCACCAGAAAGACGCAUCAAGGCGAUGCAUACUACUUCUAUACAUGGGGUUGAAGACAUGAUUGGUUUAGGUGAUCUUCAUGAGGCAGGAAUCCUAAGGAAUCUUCUAAUUCGGUACAACGAGAAUCUCAUUUAUACAUACACUGGUUCAAUUUUAGUAGCAGUAAAUCCAUAUCAAAUACUCCCAAUUUACACUGCCGACCAAAUCAAAUUAUAUAAGGAACGAAAAAUUGGCGAAUUACCACCACAUAUUUUUGCCAUUGGUGAUAAUUCAUAUGGACAUAUGAGGAGGUAUGGUCAAGAUCAAUGUAUAGUCAUAUCAGGUGAAUCUGGUGCAGGAAAAACUGAAAGUACAAAGUUAAUUCUCCAAUAUCUAGCUGCCAUUAGUGGUAAACAUUCUUGGAUAGAGCAACAAAUUCUUGAAGCUAAUCCUAUUUUAGAAGCGUUUGGAAACGCCAAAACGGUGCGAAAUGACAACAGCUCCAGAUUCGGAAAGUACAUUGAUAUUCAUUUUAAUAAAGAUGGAGUUAUAGAAGGAGCCAAAAUAGAACAAUACCUGUUAGAAAAAAGUCGAAUAGUAUCACAAAAUCCGGAUGAACGAAAUUAUCAUGUGUUUUAUUGCAUUUUGGCUGGAUUGGGGAAAGAUGAUAAAAAAAAGUUGGAGUUGGGAGAUGCCAGUCAAUAUCGAUAUUUAACUGGGGGUGGUUGCAUAACUUGUGAAGGAAGGGAUGACCAUGCAGAAUUUGCUGAUAUCAGAAGUGCAAUGAAAGUACUUUUAUUCUCAGAUUCAGAAAUAUGGGAGAUUAUGAAAUUGCUGGCAGCCAUCCUACACAUUGGAAACAUAAGGUAUAAAGCAACUGUUGUAGACAAUUUAGAUGCCACAGAGAUCCCUGAUCCUACCAAUGUUUUAAGAGUGGCUAAUUUAUUGGGAGUACCUACACAAUUACUUAUAGAUGCUCUCACUAGAAAAACUCUGUUUGCUCAUGGAGAAACUGUAGUUUCUACUUUAUCCAGAGACCAAAGUGUUGAUGUAAGAGAUGCCUUUGUAAAAGGUAUAUAUGGAAGAUUGUUUAUACAUAUAGUCAAAAAAAUUAAUAAAGCCAUUUAUAAGCCCAAAGAAAGACAAAGAAGUUCGAUUGGAGUACUGGACAUAUUUGGAUUUGAAAAUUUUGAUCACAACAGCUUCGAACAAUUUUGUAUAAAUUUUGCAAAUGAGAAUCUUCAACAAUUUUUUGUUAGGCAUAUAUUUAAAUUAGAACAAGAGGAGUAUAAUCUGGAAGGAAUUAAUUGGCAGCAUAUAGAGUUUGUUGAUAACCAAGAUGCCUUGGAUUUAAUUGCUAUAAAACAACUGAACAUUAUGGCACUUAUAGAUGAAGAAAGUAAAUUUCCUAAAGGGACAGACCAAACAUUUUUGGCUAAGUUACAUAAACAGCAUGGAAGACACAGAAAUUAUCUAAAACCUAGAUCUGAUAUUAAUACUAGUUUUGGCUUGAAUCAUUUUGCAGGGAUAGUCUUUUAUGACACAAGAGGUUUCUUAGAAAAAAAUAGAGAUACUUUCAGUCCUGAUUUACUACAACUUAUCACAAUAAGUGGAAAUAAGUUUCUUCAACAAAUAUUUGCUGAAGAUAUUGGCAUGGGAUCAGAAACAAGAAAGAGGGCACCUACAUUAUCCACUCAAUUUAAAAAGAGCUUAGACUCAUUGAUGAGGACUCUAUCUAAUUGUCAACCUUUCUUCAUACGGUGUAUAAAACCUAACGAGUUUAAGAAACCUAUGUUAUUUGAUAGAACCUUGUGUUGUAGACAGUUGAGAUAUUCUGGUAUGAUGGAAACUAUCAGAAUAAGGAGAGCUGGAUAUCCUAUAAGGCAUAGCUUUGCCGAAUUUGUUGAAAGAUAUAGAUUUCUCAUUCCGGGGGUACCCCCUGCACACAAGACUGAUUGCAGAAAUGCAACUUCUCGAAUUUGUUCGGUAGUUUUAGGAAAAUCUGAUUAUCAACUAGGUCACAAUAAAGUUUUUCUAAAAGAUGCCCAUGAUCUAUACCUCGAACAAGAGAGAGAUAGAGUUCUUACUAAAAAAAUUCUCAUUCUACAAAGGUCGAUUCGUGGAUGGGUGUACAGAAGACGUUUUCUUCGACUGAAAGCUGCUACAAUAAUAAUUCAAAAAUAUUGGAAAGCUUAUAUCCAAAGACAACGAUAUAAAAAAAUGCGAUUGGGUUACAUGCGUUUACAAGCACUAAUCCGUGCCAGAGUUCUUUCUAACAGAUUUAGACAUUUAAGAGGACAUGUUGUUGGAUUACAAGCACACUCCAGGGGAUAUUUGGUAAGACGAGAAUAUGGUUAUAAAAUGUGGGCAAUUCUUAAGAUACAGUCGCAUGUAAGACGAAUGAUAGCGCAGAGAAGGUAUAAGAAGAUUAAAUUUGAACAUAAACGACAUAUAGAAGCGCUGAGGUUGAAAAAGAAAGAAGAAAGAGAGUUGAAAGAUGCUGGAAAUAAACGAGCAAAAGAAAUUGCAGAGCAACACUACAGAGAGCGAAUAUACCAACUCGAAAAAAAAGAAAUGGAAUUGGAAAUGGAAGAAAGAAAACUAGUUGAAGAAAAGAAAAAUAAAAUCAAUGAGGCGGCUAGAAAAGCUGAUGAACCUGUGGACGAUUCUAAAUUAGUUGAAGCAAUGUUUGACUUUUUGCCUGAUAGCUCUAGUGAAGCACCCACACCAGGAAGAGAAACAUCUGUUUUCAAUGAUUUACCAAAUAGACCUGCUGAAAAUGAAAUAAUCAGUCCAUUAGCAACAGCUUCGGAUGAUGAAGAAGACCUAAGCGAAUUUAAAUUCCAAAAGUUUGCAGCUACUUACUUCCAAGGAAAUGUUGGACAUCAGUAUUCUAGGAAACCUCUAAAACAUCCUCUACUACCUCUACAUACACAAGGAGAUCAAUUGGCAGCUCAAGCUUUGUGGAUAACAAUAUUACGCUUUACUGGAGAUCUUCCAGAACCACGAUAUCAUACAAUGGACAGAGAUACUACAUCAGUCAUGUCAAAAGUAACAGCUACUCUGGGUCGAAACUUCAUACGCAGUAAAGAAUUCCAAGAAGCCCAACUUAUGGGCUUAGAUCCAGAUUCGUAUCUAAAACAGAAACCAAGGUCAAUUAGAAAUAAAUUGGUGUCUUUAACUUUGAAAAGAAAAAACAAAUUAGGAGAAGAUGUUAGAAGGAAGUUACAAGAUGAAGAGUAUACAGCUGAUAGUUACCAAUCAUGGCUGGAAACGAGGCCAACAAGCAAUUUGGAAAAGUUACAUUUCAUUAUUGGGCAUGGUAUACUUAGAGCUGAACUUAGAGAUGAAGUGUAUUGUCAGAUAUGUAAACAACUCACCAAUAAUCCUUCCAAAUCAUCUCAUGCACGUGGUUGGAUUCUACUAUCUUUGUGUGUUGGCUGUUUUGCACCAUCUGAAAAAUUUGUCAGCUAUUUAAGAGCAUUUAUAAGAGAAGGUCCUCCUGGCUAUGCACCUUAUUGUGAAGAUCGCCUCAAACGAACGUUUAAUAAUGGUACCAGAAACCAACCACCUAGUUGGCUAGAACUUCAAGCUACUAAAUCGAAAAAACCAAUCAUGCUUCCCAUUACUUUCAUGGAUGGAAACACCAAAACUUUAUUAGCUGAUUCAGCUACUACUGCUCGAGAACUUUGUAACCAAUUAUCAGAUAAAAUCAGCUUGAAGGAUCAAUUUGGAUUUUCGUUAUAUAUUGCUCUUUUUGAUAAAGUUUCUUCAUUGGGUAGUGGAGGAGACCAUGUUAUGGACGCCAUAUCACAGUGUGAGCAAUAUGCAAAAGAACAAGGAGCUCAAGAAAGAAACGCCCCUUGGAGGUUAUUUUUCCGCAAGGAGAUCUUUGCACCAUGGCAUGAGCCAACAGAAGACCAAGUAGCAACUAAUUUGAUUUAUCAACAAGUUGUACGUGGAGUCAAAUUUGGAGAAUAUAGGUGUGAUAAAGAGGAAGAUUUAGCCAUGAUAGCAGCCCAGCAGUAUUACAUAGAAUAUAGUAGUGAUAUGAAUGUCGAAAGAUUGUUAACUUUAUUGCCAAAUUACAUUCCAGACUACUGUUUAACAGGUGUGGAAAAGGCAGUCGAUAGAUGGGCAGCUCUAGUAGUACAGGCAUAUAAGAAAAGUUAUUAUGUGAAAGAAAAGGUUCAAUCUUUAAAAGUCAAAGAAGAUGUAGUAAGCUAUGCAAAAUUCAAAUGGCCGUUAUUAUUUUCAAGAUUCUAUGAAGCUUAUAGAAACUCGGGACCAAAUCUUCCUAAAAACGAUGUGAUAAUAGCCGUUAAUUGGACGGGAGUCUACGUUGUAGAUGAUCAAGAGCAAGUUUUAUUGGAAUUAUCUUUCCCCGAAAUAACUACUGUCUCCAGCCAAAAAACGAAUAAGGUGUUCACACAAACGUUUAGUUUAAAUACUGUCAGAGGUGAAGAAUUCACAUUCCAAAGUCCAAAUGCAGAGGAUAUAAGGGAUUUGGUUGUCUAUUUCUUAGAAGGUCUAAAAAAGAGAUCAAAGUUUGUAAUUGCUUUACAAGAUUACAAAGCGCCAGGAGAAGGCUCCAGUUUUCUAACAUUUAUGAAAGGAGAUUUGAUAAUUCUGGAAGAAGACAGUACUGGUGAAACGGUUUUAAAUUCUGGUUGGUGUGUGGGAAGAUGUGAAAGAACGCAGGAAAAAGGAGAUUUUCCAGCAGAAACAGUAUAUGUUUUGCCGUGCAUGUCCAAACCACCUAAUGAUAUUUUACAACUAUUUUCAGUUGAAGGAGCAGAACAUGGCCGAAGAUUGAGCCAACAAUACUCAGUAAACGGAACAGAGACUCGAGAUCGUCCACAUACUUUAGCAGAAUAUGCCAUCGAUCAUUUUCGUCCACCCAUUAAAAGAACAAUGUCCAAAGCCCUCACACUUACCGCAAAUCGGAGAGGAAAUGAUGACUUGUGGAGACAUUCGCGAGAUCCUAUCAAACAGCCACUUUUGAAGAAAUUAUUAAUGAAGGAAGAGUUAGCAGAAGAGGCAUGCUUUGCAUUCACAGCUAUUUUGAAAUAUAUGGGAGAUUUACCAUCAAAAAGACCAAGGCUGGGAAAUGAAUAUACUGAUCAUAUCUUUGACGGACCUCUGAAACAUGAAAUUCUAAGGGAUGAAAUCUAUUGCCAAAUUAUGAAACAACUAACGGACAACAGAAAUAGAUUAUCAGAAGAACGGGGCUGGGAAUUAAUGUGGUUGGCUACAGGAUUAUUCAGUUGCUCCCAAAGCCUUCUCAAAGAACUUACCUUAUUCCUCAGAAGCAGGCGACAUCCUAUCUCCUUAGAUUCACUUCAAAGGUUACAAAAGACAUUAAGACAUGGCCAAAGGAAAUAUCCUCCACAUCAAGUGGAAGUGGAAGCUAUUCAACAUAUGACCACUCAAAUUUUCCAUAAAGUUUAUUUUCCUGAUGACACAGAUGAAGCUUUUGAAGUUGAUUCUAGUACAAGAGCUAAAGAUUUCUGUCAAAAUAUUAGUCAAAGACUGAGUCUGAGAUCUAGUGAAGGCUUCAGUUUGUUUGUUAAAAUUGCAGAUAAGGUUAUUUCGGUUCCUGAAGGUGACUUUUUCUUCGAUUUUGUUCGGCACUUAACAGAUUGGAUCCGUAAAGCUCGCCCAACUAGAGACGGCAUUACUCCGCAAUUUUCUUAUCAAGUAUUUUUCAUGAAAAAACUGUGGACCAAUACCGUACCGGGUAAAGACAAAAAUGCUGAUUUAAUAUUUCAUUUCCAUCAAGAACUACCUAAAUUGAUAAGAGGAUAUCAUAAGUGUUCUAAGGAAGAGGCUUGUAAAUUAGCUGCGUUGGUAUACAGAGUGAGGUUUGGAGAGAGUAAACAAGAAUUGCAAGCCAUACCACAAAUGUUGAGAGAACUUAUUCCAGCCGAUCUAAUCAAACUUCAAAGUGCAAAUGAUUGGAAACGAUCAAUAGUAGCAGCAUAUAACCAAGAUGCAGGAAUGAGUCCUGAAGAUGCUAAAAUAACAUUCCUCAAAAUAGUGUAUCGUUGGCCUACGUUUGGGUCUGCAUUUUUUGAAGUGAAGCAAACCACUGAUCCAAAUUAUCCUGAAAUGCUCCUUAUAGCCAUUAACAAGCAUGGAGUUAGUCUUAUUCAUCCACAGUCAAAAGAAAUUUUGGUUACUCACCCAUUCACAAGAAUAUCGAACUGGUCAUCAGGUAACACUUAUUUUCAUAUGACCAUCGGAAAUUUGGUCAGAGGAUCAAAACUGUUAUGUGAAACAUCUUUAGGCUACAAAAUGGACGAUUUAUUGACAUCCUAUAUUUCGCUCAUGCUAACAAACAUGAAUAAACAAAGAAGUAUUAGAAUUAAGUGAUUUUUCAGUCAUGAAAAUUAAAACAGAGAUUGAAGUUGUAAAAAUAUACUCCAUUAAAAAUGUAAAAUGUAUCAGUUGUAAAUAAGUAUAUAUGAACAUACUGCUGAAAUUACAAUUAUUAAAAAUAAUUUAAAAUUACUAGGUACAUUAAAUACUUUCCUUGACAAAUUGAAAUCAUCAUUGUUAUUGCUAAAUAGAUUAAAAAAUUAGUUGUCUUUGAAAAAGAGAAAAUAUCUCAGAAAUCAAGUUUUGAACAUGCAGAUACAAACCUAUUCCAUUGCAGUUUUCAUUCUCUAGAUGGGAAUAAUCUGUCUUCCACUGAAAAACACAACGCCAUGUAGAGGUUAUUUAUUAUUUCAAAAGCAUUCAAGAUUGGCUGUCACUAAACUGUGUGGUAUUCGUAGAGUCAAGAAGUCUAAUGGGUGGAAUAGCACACUGUUAUCUUUUCUGUUUGUUCAACAAGAAACAAUUACUAUAUGAAUUCUUCCUCACACUUCUUGUUCUCCAUUGUUUCCAUAGAGUAAAUUAUUGUGAUAUCUUUGUUGAAAUUGUUAAUAUAACUUUCUUAUAAACACAUGCAUAUUUUUCAGAUUUUACUGUUUCGUGCGUAUAUUGAAAGACAAUAAAUGAUAUUUUUAA